This is a messenger RNA of Soboliphyme baturini, 335 nucleotides long. The record is from the annotation of a GenBank genome assembly. Lineage: Eukaryota; Metazoa; Nematoda; Enoplea; Dioctophymatida; Soboliphymatidae.
AUGCGUUCCUGUCUGACGGAAAUCCUGCUCAAAGUGACCGAUGGUAGUAUCGUUACCGUUGCUCAAGAAACUCAUCGGAAAGCUCUUAUGAAAGGUGACGACGAUGAUACUGAAAGUGAGGCGGAACAGAGCGGAGAUGCCGAUCAUACGGUCAUAGCUGGUGAGUCAUCAACCACCUCUGAAACCGAACUAUUCAAGCGGCCGCUAGCUCCAUCACCAUCGGUUAUUAAGAAACAAUCUGCCGACGCAGCUGCAACAUCAGGUACAUCUCCAUUUACUCCUCAUAUUUUGUUUUCUUUAGCCAUUAGUUGUUUUUUACUUAUCUGUUUGUAGUC